Messenger RNA from Myripristis murdjan (pinecone soldierfish), 3632 nucleotides. Its product is annotated as armadillo repeat protein deleted in velo-cardio-facial syndrome-like. Gene Ontology annotation, biological process: cell-cell adhesion. The coding region runs from base 194 to 2857 and encodes 887 amino acids. Gene Ontology annotation, molecular function: protein binding. The transcript is spliced from 16 exons. Lineage: Eukaryota; Metazoa; Chordata; Actinopteri; Holocentriformes; Holocentridae. Gene Ontology annotation, cellular component: plasma membrane; cytoplasm; nucleus. The record is from RefSeq and is a predicted model, not a curated record.
GAGAAGAGAGAAGAGAGAGAGUGGGGACGUGUGUUCGUAAGAGCAGGGAGGAAGGAUGGCUGCUCAUGUUUGAACUGCCUCAAUGCUGGAGGGGAGAGUGAAGGCAGAAAUCAGCAGAAGCAGAAAAACAGACGCUGUCUCCUAGCGAACGGUUCCUGUUCAUCAUUUGUGGAGAAGCAGAAAAGAUUUGGCAAUGCCAGCUGAAGUGAAAGAGGAGCAGAGUUCAGAGGGCCCCCCUCCACUGCCCUUUUCCCAGGAGGCAAAAGAGCAAAGUCUGGAUAAUCCGUCCACCAAUGAUGAGCUGGACACGCCCACCUCCAACACCUCCAUGAUGACUUCCACCAAUGACAGCUCCAUGGAGACUGACACACCACAGCAGACAGACACGGAGGACUCCAGGGCUGUGGAGCAGGAUGGUGAACAGUCUGAGACUCCACAGUCUCCAGAACCGCAGCUCAACCUGGAGACGCCUGACACACCUGAUCCAACGCCUGCUCCAGUGGCCCAGGAUAACCCCGCCGAGCAGCCGGUGCCUUCAGCAAACAGCCAACCCUCUGAGCCCCUUCCACCGACCACAACUAUAAACAGCACACCCGCUGCUCUCGCUUGGUCUGCUGAGCCCCAGACCGUGACCACAAACGCACAGAACAACCUGUACACCCUGCCUGACAGCUACAGAGGCCUUGGAGGUGACCUGUGCACCGGGUAUGGAAGUCUGUCCCGGAAUACCCUUCACAGUUACUGGCCCUCCAAAAACUUCCAGCCCGGGGCUCACUACACCCUUCCCUUCCCGAGAGACAGCUAUGGUCCUGUGGGCCUCAGUAGCCAGCCUGAGGAUGAAGGCCAUGGGGACCAGGGAGAAGAUACCGCAGACAUAAAGUCUGAUCACCCAGCCGCCAGCUACCCAGCACCUGGGGGCAUCCAGCAGUUCCGGCCAAUCACCACCUUAGAGCUCCUCAGGGAGCCAUCAAGAACCAGAAGUGGAUAUGAUGACGCCCUCAUGUCUCAGCUGGAUGGGAACCUGAACCCUUUCUUCCAGGCCAUGUGCCGAGCCCAGACCCUGCAGUUCCCCCACAAACGCAGCAGCAUGGUCAGCCUGGACAGUAUCCGCAGGGACCCACGCUGGAGAGACCCCAACCUGCAUGAGGUGAUCUCGAUGCUCAGCCACCCAAUGGACCCGGUCAAGUCCAAUGCUGCCGCCUAUUUACAGCACCUGUGUUAUGAGAACGAUCGCAUCAAGCAGGAGGUCAGGCAGCUGAAGGGGGUGCCAAUACUGGUGGAACUGCUGGAUCAUCCUAAAGCUGAGGUCCAUCGUAAGGCCUGUGGGGCCUUGCGCAACAUAUCCUACGGAAAAGACCACAACAACAAGGUGGCCAUCAAGAACUGCGACGGGAUCCCAGCAUUAGUCAGACUGCUGAGGAAGUCAAGCAGCAUGGAGGUCAGAGAGUUAGUCACAGGCACUCUGUGGAACCUGUCUUCACAUGAGCCGCUGAAGAUGGCCGUCAUCAACCACGGGCUUCAGACGCUGACAGACGAAGUUAUCAUCCCACACUCAGGCUGGAGGAGAGAAUCUGCUGAAUUGUCCAGAUCUCAGAGCACAGAGUGGACCACGGUCUUCAAGAACACCUCUGGAUGUCUGAGGAAUGUCAGCUCAGAUGGGGCAGAGGCUCGACAGAGGCUGAGGGAGUGUGAGGGGCUGGUGGACGCACUCCUUCAUGCCCUUCAGUCAGCUGUUGUCAACAAGGAGACAGACAAUAAGUCAGUCGAGAACUGCGUCUGCAUCCUUCGAAACCUGUCCUAUCAUGUUCACAAAGAAAUACCAGGGGCAGAGUGCUUUCAUGAGCCCCACGCCGCCCAUUUGCCAAAGUUGGGAGGAAACCAGAAGAAGAAUGAGGGGGACUGUUUUGGAGGGAAAAGAGCCAAAGAGGAGUGGUUCAAUCAAGGUUGGAAAAAUGGAUUUAUGGACAGGAAAUACGGUACACUGGACAUACCGAAACGUACAGAACCAAUGAAAGGGCUGGAGCUUUUGUACCAGCCAGAGGUGGUGAGGCUCUACCUGUCUCUCCUCACGCGCAGCCAGAACCACAACACCCUAGAGGCGGCGGUGGGAGCGCUGCAGAACCUCGCUGCAGGACACUGGGCUUGGUCCAGCUACAUCCGGGCCACAGUCAGGAAGGAGAAAGGGCUGCCUAUUCUGGUGGAGCUGCUGCGUUCAGAUGCAGACAAAGUGGUGCGAGCUGUGGCCAUCGCUCUUCGUAACCUGGCCAUAGACCGACGGAAUAAAGACUUGAUAGGAAGCUAUGCCACGAGGGACCUAGUCAGUAAUCUGCCAUGUGGGCAGCAGUGCCCAGCGAAGAAUCUUGAGGGCGAUACGGUGGUGUCUAUUUUGAACACCAUGCAUGAGAUUAUCACAGACAGCCCGGAAAACGCCCGUGGGCUCAUACAGAGUCACGCCAUCCAGAAGCUGGUAGCCAUCAACAAGACAAGCCAAUCUGCACGUGAGAUCAAGGCGGCCUCCCACGUGCUCCAGACACUGUGGGCCUACAAGGACCUGAGAAACAGUCUCCACAAGGCCGGCUGGAACAAGAGCCACUUCAAGCCCACAACUACAGGAGCCAGUAAGAAAUCCAAGAGUGGAAAACAAGGCAAUGACGACAUCACUUUGCCUCUCAUGGAGAAAAACCAAGACGUUUAUUCCACCUUGGAGCAGAGUGACAGAGUGGGGGAUGGGAAAGGGCCCAUGAUGGAGAGGGAGACUCUGCAGACAUUUCCUGAGAGAAAACACUUUAUCAGAGCUGGAAGGCCUGCGGUGGGCCUCGUGGAAAGCAAGCCUCCUCCGCUGGACUCCUGGGUCUAAAGACGUAACACAGGAGACAUGCUAUCCACUGGUGGGGGAUUGGUCAUUCUUGUACAGAUGUUAAUGUCUCCUUAACUUUAAUCACUUUCUUUUGUUUGCAGGAAGAAAUGAUGUCUAAACAUCUGCUUUUAUUUAUUUAUUUAUUUAUUUAUGGAGACUUAUUUGGGAAUGAUGUGGAUGAAUACUGAAUUAUGAUGAUACACUUCUGAAAAUCAUAAUGGAUUAUAUAAUGGGGUCUAUUAUGGAAACUGUACAGAGUCCAGACUAGAAAGAAUCUAUACUAUGUGUAAUUUUACUCUUCUUUGAUACAACAACGAGCAGAUUCACGUAAUAUCUAGUGGUAACGAUUUGUUUGGACAGUCCAGUGUUGACACUUACCUGUCAAAGAACAAAAAGUCUAUUUGGUGCACCUUCACAGAUUAGCCCUGAUCCUGACCUGGGCCUAGCCCAACCCUUUUUUUUUUUUUUUUUUAACUUAAACCAAAUCCUAUCUUGAGCCUCUUUCUAAGAUUAUACCCAACUCUAAGAUUAACCAUAGCCCAGACACUGAGUAUCUAUAAACUGGGUUUCACACAGUUAUGAGCAUCACUUGGAACUUGCCAGACUUUCCAGUGACCAGAGGAAGUAACUAAUUACGUUUCCUUAUGUUGCUAUAACUGAGUAGUUUUUUGUGCACUUGUACUUUGUUGAGUAUUUUUUAAAGUCAGUAAUUUUACAUUUACUUAAGCACAUUUUUGCUUGAGUUUUGUACUUACACUACACUUCAUUUUAAAUG